Cladophialophora yegresii CBS 114405 is the source of this 720-nucleotide messenger RNA. RefSeq lists its product as uncharacterized. The coding region runs from base 1 to 720 and encodes 239 amino acids. Lineage: Eukaryota; Fungi; Ascomycota; Eurotiomycetes; Chaetothyriales; Herpotrichiellaceae. The record is from RefSeq and is a predicted model, not a curated record. The transcript is spliced from 2 exons. Gene Ontology annotation, biological process: response to salt stress; protein folding; response to heat.
AUGGCAGCACUCCCCUACGCCGUGCCGCCCAACUACGCCAUCAGACUAGUCGAAGAACCUCUCUCCGCGGGGCACCCGGUCCAACCACACCCCUCGCACCCCUCGCACUUCCAAUUCCCACGCACGUCCCUCCACGCGGCGACACUACAAGCGCACUUCAAAGGCCCGCACGCGCCAGGGAGCGUGCGGGCGCCACGUUCCACAACGGCUUGGUCCCCGCCCACCGACAUCCGCGAGACGCUGGCGACUUACCACAUCGAGAUCGAGGUCCCGGGGGUCACGAACAAGGAGGACAUUCUCGUGCAGUGGCUCAGCCCGCACACGCUGCUCGUGCAGGGCGUGGCGAGCCGGCCCCGGAACAUCGGCCUGACUGACCAGGAAGAGGGGGAGAGAGUCUGGGAAGGAAAGGAGGGAGAGGGAUGGGCUACCGAGGCGGGGCACGCGAAGCGAGCGGAACCCGACGACGGUGGUCCCCUAAUGCGCACGCCCAGCCGCGAGACGGUCGAGGCCGAAUACCUCGCAGACGCGACGCCCACGAUCCUGCUCUCGGAGCGGAACGUCGGGCCCUGGCGCCGCACGUUCACCUUGCCCGAGGAUGUGGAGAUGCGGGAGUUGAAAGCUCGGCUGGAGGGUGGGCUGUUGCGGAUCGAUCUGCCGAAGCGGAGUAUUGAGGAUUUGGGGGCCAUGAAGGGUGGGGGCGUCAGGAUUGAUGUCGAAUAG